AUGGAGUGGGCAAGCAGCUAUUAUAGGGCAAAUAUAAAGCCACUUGUGGAAACUUAUGUCUUAGACAAUGACAAUGGAGUUCUGUCCAAUGCGCUGUUGCUGACAGGUGCGUCUGCAAUCGUAGUCUCAGCAAUGCUUUGGAGAAGUGCAGGAUUAAGUGCCAAGAAAACUGAAAAGAAAAAGACAAAGAAGCAGUCCAAGCAGGAACAAAAUAAGGUGCAUUCAUUGAGUUUUGAAGAGCAGAUCGAGAGUGUUUGGUUGAGGUUUAACAAUGAAUACAAAAAUGGUGUUGAUCAAUUAUUUGAAUCCUUCGAUAAAAAUGAUGAGAAAAAAAUCUAUCAACGAAAUUAUUACAAUGAAAUGCUUCUCAAACUGCUGAUUGAGUUGGAUGGCAUUGAUUUGGCAAAUCUACAGGGAGAGAGAAAAAUCAAGCUCAAGGAGAGAAGAAAAGCCGUCAUUAAAGAAAUCCAAACCUAUUUGAGAAAGCUUGACAAAUUAAGAUAA
This is a messenger RNA of Zygotorulaspora mrakii, 504 nucleotides long. RefSeq names its product Snl1p (gene SNL1). Bases 1 to 504 code for a protein of 167 amino acids. The transcript has a single exon. NCBI's taxonomy places the organism in Eukaryota, Fungi, Ascomycota, Saccharomycetes, Saccharomycetales, Saccharomycetaceae. Gene Ontology annotation, molecular function: protein-folding chaperone binding. The record is from RefSeq and is a predicted model, not a curated record.